Molecule: messenger RNA, 1217 nt
Organism: Mycetomoellerius zeteki
Lineage: Eukaryota; Metazoa; Arthropoda; Insecta; Hymenoptera; Formicidae
Exons: 5
Coding region: 807-1154 (115 amino acids)
Source: RefSeq, a predicted model, not a curated record
UCCUGCCGAGUUCGCGUGGUGUCGGCUACGUACAAAACGUCAACAAAACAACCGGUUUUUUAACACGCCGCCAUGCCAUCGGGCUGAUCGAGCCAAGCAUUCGUGAAAUGUCGUGGAUGUAGACAGAUUGAAACAAAUGCAAAUGAGAUCCGUUGAGUGAUCAAAAGAGGGUGAUCCAGAUAGCGAUCAAGUGUAUACGAAAUCAGAGUCGUUUGCUCGAUCACACUUUGUUUUUUUUUGUCGUUUUCUUGUAGUCUUAAUGCACGUGUAUCCGGUCCUCCAUGAAACGGAAACAAACGCGACUUAAACGAGAAAAAAAAGAUGAUUUUAACUAUGUUUUAUUCGCGAGUGCAGGCGAGUGCAGUACGGAGCGAGCGCAAUGAAUUGAAUGAAUCAUCUGUGAUUCUGAUUUCCGAAGUCAGGUAUCUCGCGUGCGGCGAGAGGAACUGAGAGGAACGAUUGAACUUUUAACUUGUUUAUCUCGCUCGUCGUCCCGCACAUUACAAAUAAAAUGUUAUGUCGCACGCAAAGAUCGAAUUACACCAACCGUAUGCUCGGUAUGUUAAACACGUCUUAGUUUCGCCUUUGUUUUCAGUUUGGGCGCGUAUUCGGUGAUAUGCCCCGCGGAGGAUGGCAAUAAUCGAAAAGAUCUUACAUGAGGAUGUAGUGCGUCGAGACAUUGCAGGUUGCGUUUUACAAGAUGCUGACAGAAAAUUUAUCAGGAGACACGGCGUUAAGAUGAGCGCAGCGACAUGGCAUAUACAACGAUACAACUUACUGUAUUAAUAAUAUAAAUUGACAUAAGUAUGUACAUCGCAGGAGACCAGUUGAGAGAUGAUACGUGGACCAUAGAUACAAAAAGUUUUCUUGGUUCUGCAAUUGAAAAAUACAAUAGUAUUAUAAUAAAAUCGCCUUCUCCCAUUUAUAAUAGAUUUAACCAAGAUUGGCGUAUAGAACCUACAAUGAAACAUUAUUGGGCUGCAUCCUUUUUAUUACCAGUCGGAUCUAUUCUUAUUCUUGCAAUGGUUGUUUUGCUUAUGGUAUUGUUCAAACGAUGUCCUCAUAUAAUAGCCGCGAUUGUUACUGCAAUACUCACUAUCAUUAUCAUAUUAACAAUUAUAUUGUCACUUAAUCACGAUCCAGUUUAUACUUAAUAUAUUUAUACCAAAUAAUUACAUACAAUAAUUACAUAAAUCUUUCUUCCAUAUGUACAUUGA